GCCACCACGGGACGGCAUCUGUUUGCUACCCCACGCUCGAGGACUCUGUGACCGACCUGUGAGAUGUCAAACAUUGUCUGGAAUUCUCUCCUCCCCCCCUUGACAGACUCUCGUGGUGGAGGAAACCAGAAACACCCGAUAUUAUAGUUAUAGCCCUUUUUUUUUUCUCUUGUAUGUGAUAGGAAACUACUUGCACAGUGGACUAUAUUUUAAGCGAGUGAUUUGGUGAGUGCCGGGAAAGGGUUACUGCCCAGGGCCGGAGUGGUCAGCCAUGGAGGACGAUAGCAAGGAGGUUCGGGAGAUGCGGGAGGAAGAUGACCGCAACACCAAAUGCAUGAACUGGUGCUUUACGGAGUUUGACUCGGACAGUAUCGGCCUGGAUUAUGACCGCCCCUCGGACUUCGUCACGUCUCAGUGGCCUAUACGUCAAAAGGUGUACAUCAUCUACAGAGUUCUGGCGGGAGUCUUCUUGCUGGUCUGGGCGUCUGGGGACAUGGCCUACGAGACCAUUGAGUUCUACCAAGGGCAGCUGUGGAGAUGGUUCGUCUUCGCUUCCAACUGGGGCUUUCUGUUGCUGGCCUUGACGUCCGUGUACCAGGCGGUCACCAGUGUCCUGUACGAGUACAAAACGUAUUGGAUUAUGGAUCCUAUCUAUAUCCGGGCGACGCCGCUGGUUUUAAAGAUACAGUGGAUGCUCUUCAACAUCAGCUCGAACGCUGCUCUGGUUGUCACCACGGCCUACUGGGCUUUCAUCGCCUUUGUGUCCAACGCACACAACUUCAAAGUAAUGAUGGGAGAUAUGAAUGAUAUUAGACCUUUACUGACAAGUGAUAUGUCACGCCUGAAGCACACUGCUAAUACCAUCUAUGUCCUGGCAGACAUUCUGAUUGGCGCCACUCCUAUACGUAUCUACCACAUGUUUUUCACGGUGUUCGCUGGCUCCCUGUAUGUUGUCUUCAACGCCCUCUACUUCAUCAACAAUGGAAGUCUCAUCCUGAAGACUGAUGACUCCACGAAAGGCCACAGAGGCUAUUAUUUCAUGAACUGGUCUCAACCAGUUGAGGCUAUAUGCACUGCCGUACUCGGGAUGAUGCUUUGCAUGGUGUCCCAGCUGUGUCUACACGGGCUGUACCAUUUACGGACAUACUUCCACCGGAGGUGCUUCCCCGAAGGCUCGGGGACAGACUCGGAGCUACAGAACAUCAUAGCCUCCUCCCCGAGCUACAAUACGUUGAGGGAGAGCUAUGGAGAGAAAGUCGUGCCAGACAAGCUACGUUGAUCAUAUGUGACCAUAGAAGGAGUGACCAUUAGUGAACAUAGAAAGAGUGACCAUUAGUGACCAUAGAAGGAGUGACCAUUAGAGACCAUAGAAGGAGUGAAUAUUGGUGACCAUAGAAAGAGUGUCCAUUAGUGACCAUAGAAGGAGUGACCAUUUGUGACCAUAGAAGGAGUGACCAUUAGUGACCAUAGAAAGAGUGAGCAUUAGUGACCAUAGAAGGAGUGAAUAUUUGUGACCAUAGCAGGAGUAACCAUUAGUGACCAUAGAAGGAGUAACCAUUAGUGACCAUAGAAGGAGUAACCAUUAGUGACCAUAGAAGGAGUGACCAUUAGUGACCAUAGAAGGAGUGAAUAUUUGUGACCAUAGCAGGAGUAACCAUUAGUGACCAUAGAAGGAGUGAAUAUUUGUGACCAUAGCAGGAGUAACCAUCAGUGACCAUAGAAAGAAGGAGUGAAUAUUUGUGAUCAUAGCAGGAGUAACCAUUAGUGACCAUAGAAGGAGUGACCAUUUGUGAUAAAACGUUCUUUUUUUUUAUAUAUAAAAACAUUUUUACCUUUUCUAUGACGUAACCAAAAUGUGUUGCUUAAAUUUGUUUCACGGUGACGUCACACUACAAGCACGCAAGACUAUAAAUAUUCGCCAACUUGAUCAGACUCUGAUUAUAUGAUGCAGGGGCGUAGCUAGGAAUUUUCCAUCGUUUGGGGGCCGUGGGGGCUUGACCUCUUUGGGGGCCCCUGCAUUUUGCAUAAUAUUUAAUUUUUAAUGUAAAAAACACUCAUUUGGGGCCCCCCUCAAAUGGGGGCAUGGGGGAUUUUCAAAUUCUCCCCCUCCUCCCCUACCCUAGCUUCGCCACUGAUAUGAUGCCUCCACUGCUGUUACGUCCUUUUGUAUGAUAGCCUGGUGUAUUUGAAAUCUGAUGUAUGAAUGAUCUUCCAGUAAAAAAAAAGGUUUUAAUAGCCAGGAGAGACACCAGUUAUAAAGGUGUGGUCUUCUCUAACUGUGAUUCCUUCUAGUGUCUUUUGACUCACUAGGCACUUCUUUAAAAUAUUCAUCAGUGGAUUUAGCAUUUCUAAAUUAAUGUAUGUCAUACCGAUAACACAUGCGUAUUUUUCGUUUUUUAUUUUUCAAAUGCAAAGUGAGAAAAUGUAACUGCUACAUUGUCAAUUUAUAUAUUAAACACAUUUUGACAUUGAAAUGUAUAUUGCAAUUUAUUUUCACUCAUAUAUAUAUAUUUUAUUAAAUCUUUUAAAUAUGUCAUUUCUUAUGUGAGUAGUAUCUGCUAUUUUAUAAAUUUAUAUUCCAUUGGUGUAAAGAUAGAUCUUAUCUAAUAAUGUGAAACUGUAUCUUUACAAUGUUUUGAAAAGUAUUAAAGUUUAUUGCCUUAAACGCUGAGUGGAUUCAAUUGUACCAGAUCAUGUAGAUACUUCUGGCCAGAUUGGGCACACGAUGUUUUUUUUAUUUUUCUUGUGCCAAAUCUGGCCAGAAGUAUUUAUGAUCUGAUACAAUUGGAUUAUUUGGAGUAAACGAGAAGCUUUAUUAUAGACCAGUGAUGCCCAACCUAAUUCGACCUCCGGGACAUUUUAAUUUCCAACACUCGUAUCGCGGGCCACAUGACCGAAAAGUUACAAAAAACGAAAUGAAAUCCAUCUGAAACUAUUUGAUAAGAAAAUUACAAAUAAUUAAAGAGACAUUGGAAGUUUAUCUUUUUUUUUUACGCAUCGGAAAAUAGCUUCAUUUCUCUACUUAAAAUGUAAACAACUGUGUUGCUAGUUUUACCACCAACUCAUAUUCUUGCCUCUUUUUUAAAAUGUUCCCUUAGAAUCGCCUUAGAUCAUCCAAGCUCUAGGCAUAGUUUAGCAAUCUUUUAUUCGCGGUUCAAACCAUGAAUGCCACCAUAUUUGUUUGCUUAUGAGUUAUUAAUAUUGUUUAAACAGCUACAAUGUCUUUGUAAAUUAAAGAUAUUGGCUUAUUAUCAUGUUCCACAAAAAAAGUUAAGAUCCGUUCACUUUCCCUGCUUCCCAUUUCAGAAACGUGUAUGUGUUAAAAAUUAAUAGUGGGGGCCCUAACGUAGGAAAAGUUGCACUUGUCAGCCUUUUUUUAUGAAGUGGGGGAUUUUCUACAGUAGUGCUAAAGUUUCGGCGGGCCGGUUAGAACAGCAUCGCGGGCCGGAUGUGGCCCGCAGGCCGUAUUUUUGGGCAUCACUGCUGUAGACCAUUUUAUAGCGUUUCAUGUUUUUAUCUCCACAUCCAUUAUUAUGUGGAAAAAAAAUCAUUGCUUGAUUAGUGGUCAGUUUUACUUAAUUUCAUUAUUUCUAUUAUCUUUUUCAUAUGUGGUCGUUUACAUCGUUGUGGUCUUUACACAUACAUGAACAAAGGCAUUCACACCCCCACAAACACAUGCUGUGACCAUUCCAAAGAAAGGACUGUACAUAUCUAGUCGAUAGAUUUUUUUUUUUCCUUUUACCUCUCGGAUAAUUAUUGUCAAACGUGAUGUUUACAAGUGCUUGCUACAUGUUUUUUUUUUAUUUUGUGUGUGUUUAGAAACAGACUUAUAGCAUAAGGGACAUUACUCAUGACAAUAAAUAAUCAAAACAAUUUUAUCUCCCUUCUUUCAGAUGAUGAAAAAAAGAAUGGACUGGAUUUUUUAUUUACGUCCAUAUCUCUGCGUUCAACUUUCCUUAUUAGGAGAUCUAGAGUUAAUAUUUAAAAUUAGAUAUGUUCAAUUGUGGUAACGCAAUUGUGAAUAAUAAAAAUGCCAAUAUUUAAAUCUUUAUGACUGAGAGCUAGUCAUGUUUCCCAGGAAUGUUUGCGAACUUAUUUCUUUCUGUAUUUUUUUUCCAUAUCAUGUACGUGAAAACAAUAAAUAUGAGUACAACA
Molecule: messenger RNA, 4155 nt
Organism: Biomphalaria glabrata
Lineage: Eukaryota; Metazoa; Mollusca; Gastropoda; Planorbidae
Product: protein rolling stone-like
Exons: 7
Coding region: 272-1279 (335 amino acids)
Cellular component (GO): membrane
Source: RefSeq, a predicted model, not a curated record